AUGAGUUUAAAUUGGUAUGAAACUGUUAUGAUGGAAAUUUUGGAACUAUAUCAUAAGCAUAAUUUGUCUGUGGAAUCACCGAAUGGAUAUAGAAAUAGAGAUGCUCGGGAAAAUGCUUUGGUAUCUAUUGUAAAGGAAAUGAGAAUUUCUGGUCUAAAUAUUGCUAAUUUGAAGAACAAAAUCAAGACUAUUAGAACAAUGUACAAAAAAGCACAUUCAUUGGUUUUCAAAUCUAUAAAGAGUGGAAUGGGAACAGAGGAACUGUUCACAUCAAAAUUGUUUUGGUAUAAAAUAACGGAUAUAUUUCUAAAAGGUGUUACAAAUACUAGGGAUACCUCGUCAAAUUUAGACUUACAACAUGAAGAAGCUGAAAGCCAAAUAAUUUCGGAGAAUGCAGGAGAAACCAAAAAUGAAAGUGAAUUUCCUCCAUCAAUAGCUUCAUCUGCGAGUUCAUCUGUUACUGCUAUUAAGAGUCAGGCAGAAGCUAUACCAGUAGAAAACACAGAAACUGCCAAUGCGGCUACACCUAAAUAA
Molecule: messenger RNA, 534 nt
Organism: Psylliodes chrysocephalus
Lineage: Eukaryota; Metazoa; Arthropoda; Insecta; Coleoptera; Chrysomelidae
Source: the annotation of a GenBank genome assembly